Messenger RNA from Adelges cooleyi (spruce gall adelgid), 570 nucleotides. RefSeq lists its product as uncharacterized. The record is from RefSeq and is a predicted model, not a curated record. Lineage: Eukaryota; Metazoa; Arthropoda; Insecta; Hemiptera; Adelgidae. The transcript has 3 exons. Bases 122 to 520 code for a protein of 132 amino acids.
UAUUUUCACUGCAAGCGCAACGACAAACGUUAAACUCUGCCAAUUUCGAACCGUUUCCCAGUGAUAAGUGAUAAGGUUGUGAUAAUAAAUUUGAAUUUAUAAAUAUUAUAAUUAUUCGACAAUGGCAAGUCCGAAUAAUAGUGAAAAACUAUUCUGUAGCGGUAAAUCAGGUCAACCGUGCGGUUUGGAAUUAAAAGCCAGAAAUGUGACUGACAAAAUCGAUGCAUACCCAAACGAUAUGGCCGAAUUGUCAGAUUUGAAGAAAAAAUUGGCCAUAUUAAAAAAACAAGUUGACAGUCUUGGUUACGGUGGAGGUUCAGCUGAACAGUUAAAACAAAAAUGGAAUGAAAUUUCAUCAAAGAGUGAAUUGCUCAAACGUGCAAAACAAAACAACCGACAAACUGCAGACAGACCGACUCAAUCAGUGUUUAACGGAAAUCAAGGCGAUCACUGUGCUUGUGAUUCUACAAACAAUGAAACUUCUGAAAAUAAAACUGCAGAAACUUCUUUCAUUAUCUAACUUAAUGUGGGUAAAUAUUUCCUGAUCACAUAAAUGACAAUCACAGGGAU